Messenger RNA from Cavia porcellus (domestic guinea pig), 5810 nucleotides. It is a transcript of the gene Olfml2a, whose product is annotated as olfactomedin like 2A. The transcript is spliced from 8 exons. The record is from RefSeq and is a predicted model, not a curated record. Bases 92 to 2086 code for a protein of 664 amino acids. Gene Ontology annotation, biological process: signal transduction. NCBI's taxonomy places the organism in Eukaryota, Metazoa, Chordata, Mammalia, Rodentia, Caviidae.
CGGCAGAGCCAGUGGCGCUCCGAGCUCGCAGAGCGGCCAGCGCUUCCCUGCGCCCGCGCCCGCCGCCCGUGCCCACCGCGCCCUCCGCACCAUGGCCGCGCUCCAGCCCCGGCCCGCGCCGCGGGCGCUGCUCCUGUUGCAGCUGCUGCUGCUGCUGCUGCUGCUGCUACCGAUCAGCCCGGUGCGCGCCCGCAGUGAGCCCACCCACUCUCAGGUGUUCGGGGACACGGAGCCAGUGCGCAUGACCUCCGAGGGUUCGGACUGCCGCUGCAAGUGCAUCCUGCGGCCGCUGAGCAAGGACGCCUGCAGCCGGGUGCGCGGCGGGCGAGCGCGGGCCGAGGACGCCUUCGCAGUAGAGACGGUGAGUGCGGGCAGCGACUGCCGCUGCUCCUGCACCGCCCCACCCGCCUCGCUCAACCCCUGCGAGCACGAGUGGAAGAUGGAGAAGCUCAGGAAGCAGGCGCCCGAGCUGCUCAAGCUGCAGUCUAUGGUGGACCUCCUGGAAGGUGCCCUGUACAGCGUGGACCUGAUGAAAGUGCACGCUUACAUCCACAAGGUGGCCUCCCAGAUGAACACGCUGGAGGAGAGCAUCAAGGCCAACCUGAGCCGGGAGAAUGAGGUGGUGAAGGAGAGUGUGCGCCACCUCAGUGAGCAACUCCUGAGCUACGAGAAGCACUCGGCUGAGGUGCUGAAGCUGCAGAAGGAGCUGUCCAGCCUGGGCCUGCAGCUGCUGCAGAGGGAUGGAGCCGCCGACCCCACCACCCCGGCCACUGGCCCGGGCAGCAGGGCUCAGUCGGAAACCUCCCACCUUGCCCAGAACACAGUUGAACGGAGAGCCAAGGAUGCCAACAAAUACAACGUGCAGAGCAACCUUUCGGAUAAGGGUCGCCCCAAACCGCCCAAGGAGAAGCUGCUGUCCGUGGAGAAGCUGAGGAAGGAAGGCACCAAGGGCCGGCUGCCCCUGCCCACGCCCAGGCCCCGCUCCCUGGCACAUCAGCAGGCGCUCAUCCGGGGCUUCACCUAUUACAAGGCGGGCCGGAGGGAGGCACCUGUGGCCAUGGCAGACAACACCCUCAGAGGCACCUCAUGGCUGGAGCAGCCGCCACCCAAAAUGGAGAGCAGGUCCCCCGAGCCCAACUCCACCAACGAGGCUGUACCCAAAGCUUCAGAGGAUGCCAACCUGGGCCCUGGCACCCCCAGCUCUGUCCCGACUACUACAGCCACCCCCACCCCGACACCUACCACCCGUCCCCUGCCCAGCGAGCCACCCACACGCCUUGAAGUCCUCAGCCAAGGCAAGGAGGCCAGCUGCGAGGGCACCCUCCGGGCCGUGGAUCCCCCAGUGAGGCACCAUAGCUAUGGGCGCCACGAGGGUGCUUGGAUGAAGGACCCUGCGUCUCAGGACGACAGGAUCUAUGUCACCAACUACUACUACGGGAACAGCCUGGUGGAGUUCCGCAACCUGGAGAACUUCAAGCAAGGCCGCUGGAGUAACAUGUACAAGCUGCCCUACAACUGGAUCGGCACGGGCCAUGUGGUCUACCGCGGCGCCUUCUACUACAACCGCGCCUUCACCAAGAACAUCAUCAAGUACGACCUGCGCCAGCGCUUCGUGGCCUCCUGGGCCCUGCUGCCCGACGUGGUGUACGAGGACACCACCCCCUGGAAGUGGCGUGGCCACUCCGACAUCGACUUCGCCGUGGAUGAGAGUGGCCUGUGGGUCAUCUACCCCGUCGUGGACGACCACGAUGAUGCCCAGGCCGAGGUGAUCGUGCUGAGCCGCCUGGACCCCGGCGACCUCUCCGUGCAUCGGGAGACCACGUGGAAGACGCGGCUGAGGCGGAGCUCGUAUGGGAACUGCUUCCUGGUGUGCGGCAUCCUGUACGCGGUGGACACCUACAACCAGCACGAGGGCCAGGUGGCCUACGCCUUUGACACCCACACGGGCACCGACGCGCGUCCCCAGCUGCCCUUCCGCAAUGAGCAUGCCUACACCACCCAGAUCGACUACAACCCCCGGGAGCGCGUGCUCUACGCCUGGGACAACGGGCACCAGCUCACCUAUGCCCUCCACUUCGUGGUCUGAGCGCCAGAGGCCAGGGCGGGGUGAGGGCCGGGCCCUAGCAGCUCCUGCAGCCGCGUCAGCAAGUAUUUAUUGGGGUGUCCGGGGCUGGGUGGUAGGGCUGUGACGGUAGCUGAAUAGCGCUUCCUUAGUACCCAGGGGAUGGUACUGGCUUCUCCCUGCAAAGCAGCAAGCUUUCUGUGCGAUCACCCCUUUAGCACCCCUGCACCUCCCUUGGAGGUGGAAAUGUAGCUCAUUUACAGCCAGGUGGUGCUCUCUUGUAAUCUCAGCACUCUGGAGGCUGAGGCAGGAGGAUUGAUGCAAAUCUGAGGCCAGCCUGGGCUACAUAGCGAGACUCUGUCUCAAAAAGAACAAAAACCAAAAAUACACACACCAAAAAACAGAUGAAGAGAGUGAGGUCCAGAGGGGCCAACUGUGUGCUCAUUUCACAGAUGGGUAGACCGAGCCUCGCUCUUGCCCUUUUCCCCUGCCUGCCUUCUCUCAGCUUUCUGCCUUCUCAGGACUACUCAAAGCCCAAGGCCCUUGGGGCCAAUGCACUGGUUUUAUGUCACCCCAGGCUCCUGUUCUCUUGUUUCUGGUUUUGAGACAGGGUCUCACUAUGUAGCCCAGGCUAGUAUCAGACAGCAGUCCUCCUGCCUCAUCCUCCAGAGUGCUGGGGUUACAGGUGUGUGCCACCGAGCGCAGCCACCAGGCCACUUUUCUGGCUGAGCUGAUGGUGGCCUUGGGCUUCAGGCCUCGUGGCCGGUAUCCCUGUUUCUUGCCUUGGAUCAGCCCUGUGCCCCACCCGCCCCCUCCGGCCACAUUCCAAACAUCCACCGUCACCUCGCCACUGAGAGAAGCCACACCCAGAGAGAAGCUGGCCCGAAUUCCAGGCCCUCCCUCUGUCCCCAUCCAAGUGUCCCCUUGUGUUUCUCAGUGCCGUCAUCUGAUGUGCUGCAGCUGAGGCUGCUGAGGCAGCUGCUCGCCAAUAGCAGCUCUGCCCGGGUGUGGCGCUUUGGCCGAAAACCCAGGCCUGGUGCCUCCCAGAGCCUUCAGCCGGGGGUCCUUUCUCUGAGACUCCAAAGCCCCACGGAUACACUCAGGGACAUCUCAGGUCUGCUGCCAGCAAGGCCUCGGCCCCAGGCAGAGCUGAGAAAUGCAGAGAACGGGCAGGGAGUGAGGCGUGACUGAGUCCUGGCUGUGAGACUUUGGUGCCAGGGCUGCCAAGCUGGGGACACCGGCUGAGGAGGCACAGGAAGGAUCACCUGGCCGGGUGCUGCCCGUGGCUCCCCAGAGCCUCAGAACCAGGCAGGUGGCCCAGGACACUGCUCAAGCCUGCCCUCCUCCAUAUUAGAGCUGGAGAGGCUCUGGAGCUGAUUUCACUUUCCCAAAGAGAAAACAGGCCCAAAAAGGUGCAGAGCACGGUUCAGAGGCAUGCAGGACUCCAGGCCCACCAGAUCUCCUUACGGAAGGGCUUUGGCCCUUUAUUCUCCUGGCUCAGCUCAGAGGCAGCUCCAGCAGUGUAGACAGCCAGCACCAAGCUACUGAACACCAAGCUAGCCAGCACCUUUGAAGGCACCUAUGCAAGUCCUCUGUAGUGGCUCAUAACCAGGUAUCCUAGCACUCAGGAGGCUGAGGCAGGAGGAUCACUGUGAGUCUGAGGCCAGCCUAGGGUGCAUAAGUUUUAAGGCCAGCCUGGACUAUAAAGUGAGACCCUUUCUCAAUAAACAGACAGACCCAGUUACCGAGUUAGGAAAUUCAGCCGCUCGGCUGAGAGGGCAGGGAAUUAUGACUCGCACUGAAUAUGUUUCUUCCAAGCAGUGCUGAGUGACGUUUUGCAUAUGCAGCAAGUCACCCCUGAAACAAAGGGGAGAUGAGGACGCCAGCCCAGCCAGGAAUGGCAACAGCGGACACAGCCAGCCUCCCCGCCCACCUUCAGGGGCUGCAGGUCCGGGCCUGCCCUCAGCAUUGGCAGCAGCCCCCAGAUCCACCCCAGGCAUCCUCUGUUUUCAGGCCUUUGCACUAUGAGGUAACUGCAGUCCUUGGCCACCUUUACGAGGGUCUCACUGGAGCCCAAAAAGUUACCAUUGUCAUGAAGGGAAUUAAGGGCACUGUUAGGUUUCAGAAUCAGAUCAUAGCCCAGUAUGGUGUUCACAGCUAUAAUUCCAGUGAUCAAAAGACUGAGCAGGAAGAUUGUUCCAAAGUUCACGGCUACCCUGGACUGGUGAGUCUGAGGCCAGGCUGAACUACAUAGUGAGAUCUUGUCUCAUUAAAAAAAAGUCAUUAGCUGAGAAGCAACACUGUGCUAAACAAGCUACACACACAUCCUUCUGUCUAUACAGCAGUGAACAGAUGUACUGUGAAUGUACCCAUUUUAUAGAUGAGAACAUGGAGGCAAAGAAACCCAAGAUCACACAGCGACGUAGUCUGCAACAGCGCUGGGAUUUCAGACUAGACAGAGCACAUGCUUUGCCAACUGUAGCCUUUCUGGUGGCAGCUCUGGUAGUAGUGCAUGUUUCUCUUACCUGGUAUGGCCAGGUGAGGAGCCCUAAGAAGACAUCUGGGGCCACCUUGUACAGAGCCUUGAAUGCCAAGCCCAAGAGUGGCCACCUCCAACCAGAACCUUUCCACCUCUACCUCUACCUCCCAUGCCCCUACAAAAUUGGAAACUGAUGUCCUCCAGCCUUUUUGUUUAAACCUAUGCUGGACUUCACUGCAAUUAGCAACAGGCACUGCAAACCAGGUCGGGUCUGGGCAGGGAGGGGCCGGCUGCUCCUACACACUGCAGCUGUGAAGGCGGAGGAGGAAAGGAAGCCGCCUCCUGUGUGGAUUUGUUGAUUAGCCUUUGUGUGGGUGUGUGGUACUUGGGAUUGAACUCAGGAUCUUGUGCAUGCUAGGAAGUGUGGUACCACUGAGCUAUACCUUCAGCCCCCUGUUUGUUUCUUGAGACAGGGGCUCUUUAUGUAGCCCAGGCUGGCCUCAGAUUCAUGGCAUUCCUCUGCCUCAGUUUCCCGAGUGCUAGAAUUACAGGUGUGCACCACCAAAACCCGUAUUUUUGAAAAGUGGAACGAUAUAAGGGAGGUGGCUUUGGCUGCCACCUCGGCCCCAUCCCUCAUCAGGGCUCCCUGGGGGAGGAAACAAGUCUGGGGUGCAGCACGAUAAGCAGCUGGGAACUUGGCCGGGGACGACGUGUGGCCUCCUGAAAGCUGAGUUUUCAAAAACAGCUUUUGCGGCCUUCUGUCCAGCACUAGACAGAAGGACAUGGCACUGCCCCGUCUCUAGCAAGGAGAGUCAAGACGAACAAAACUGGGCUGGGCGUGGUGGUGUACACUGUGACCCCAGCCCUCUGGAGGCUGAGGCAGGAGGAGUACCAGAGUUUAAGGCCAACCUGGGCCACAUAGUGAGUUCAAGCCCAGCCUGAACUGUGUAGGGAGACCCAGUCUCCAACCACCACCACCCCCAAAAAGAAAAAGAUUUGUACCAGGUCUGCUUUCAAAAUUCCAAACUAAUACUUGUUUAGGAAUCUUGUAACUAGUAUUGUUGUCUUCUUGGUUUUGGCUGCUGGAAAGCUCAAAGUCAAAUUUAAAUUCAUUUUUAACAACUGUGCUGUCUCUCCUGGACUUGCUUCUGCUGGCACCUUUGCCCUGAUCUAUUUUUAUUCCAUUGUAUUGUAUCUAUUUUUGUAAAUUGCCACAAUACCUGUCUUGCAACAAGGUGGUAUAUAGCUAAAUAAAAUACAUGAGUCAAA